UCUCACUCAUCAAAAUCCUCCAAUCCUGAACAGUCUUUAGGCUCCACAGUAAAACACUGCCAACUAAAGCAUAAAAAGCAGGUCCUUAAUUAUUUGUCCUGUUUUAUGAAAUAAGGAGAUUUAUAUUGCUCUGGAUUCUUCUAGGUUGUAAAAUCUUUUGGGAGGAUAAUAAAAGCUUUUACCUUUCAGCUCUCUGGUAAACGGCAGCCUUGAGAAGCAUAAAAGUCUUCUGUCAUGAACUCUUGUUGAGAGUAAAAUUCAGAACUACAGCAUUUGCUUGGUGUGUUUUUUAAAGGAGCUUUCUUGUGAAUGUCCUUGUUAAGAUAUAAAUAUUUUUACAUAACACUGAACAUCGCUGAACCCAAACUCUGAGACGGGACCAUAUUUCCAACUGACGUCUGUAUGAGAGGAGGAGUUUGGUAAAGUCACUCAGGAUUAUUUUCAAAAUGACUCAAGCAGCUCACUCUCCAUCUGGAACAGACGUCUCCAGUUUUCCUUCUUUACUGUGUUGUCCAGAACGGAUUGGAUGGUUCCAGCAGAUCAGAUGCGCAAAGAAUCAUGACGGACAAGAGAAACGCGUUCGUGGAUAAUUAAUGGAUGUCUGUCCAAGUAGAGUUGCUUCGAUGACUGUGGGGGAAAUUUGGAAGAGGAGACGGAUUUUUCAAAUGGACAAACGCGCCGUCUCUCCUGACUUCGCCUUCACAGCUGAGAACUCCCUGGGUCUUACGGUCGUCUGGACAAACUCAGCUUUGUUGGGACCAGCUUCCAAGCGGUUUGCGAGUUGCCUGAUUAUCACAGGACACAUUUGAAGCAGCCGAUGCGCAAUCAUCUUCCCAUGGACUGGUGAAACUUAGUCUCCCCCUGUUGCUCCAGGUAAGCUGAAAUCUGUCCGUCAUCAUUACUCAGAACUCCGUCAUGGAUUUCAACAACAGCUCGCUGCGCUAUCUCCACGUGGAGUUCAACCCGCUGACUGAAAUCAUGGACGAGAACGAAACGAACUCCACGCUCGGUGAGCGGAACUUGUCGAGCUGCGUCCAGAUCCGGAUCCCGCAGGAGCUUUUCCUGGCGCUGGGCAUCAUCAGCCUGGUGGAGAACAUCCUGGUGAUCCUGGCGAUCAUCAGGAACCGCAACCUGCACUCGCCCAUGUACUACUUCAUCUGCUGCCUGGCCGUGUCCGACAUGCUGGUGAGCGUCAGCAACGUGGUGGAAACCAUCUUCAUGCUCCUGAACGACCACGGCCUUCUGGACGUGCACCCGGGCAUGCUGCGCCACCUGGACAACGUCAUCGACGUGAUGAUCUGCAGCUCCGUGGUGUCCUCGCUCUCCUUCCUGUGCACCAUCGCCGCGGACCGCUACAUCACCAUCUUCUACGCGCUGCGCUACCACAGCAUCAUGACCACGCAGCGCGCCGUCAGCAUCAUCGCGGUGGUGUGGCUGGCCAGCGUCACCUCCAGCAUCCUCUUCAUCGUGUACCACACCGACAACGCCGUCAUCGUGUGCCUGGUCACCUUCUUCUGCAUCACCCUGGUGUUCAACGCGGCGCUCUACCUGCACAUGUUCGUGUUGGCCCACGUGCACUCGCGGCGCAUCACCGCGUUUCACAAAGGCAGGCGCCAGUCCACCAGCAUGAAGGGCGCGAUCACCCUCACCAUCCUGCUCGGUGUCUUCAUUCUGUGCUGGGGGCCUUUCUUCCUUCACCUCAUCCUCAUCCUCGCCUGCCCCACCAGUCCCUUCUGCAACUGCUUCUUCCGGAACUUUAACCUUUUCCUAAUUCUGAUCAUCUGCAACUCCCUCAUCGACCCGCUCAUCUAUGCCUACAGGAGCCAGGAGCUGCGCAAAACCCUGCAGGAGCUGGUCCUGUGCUCCUGGUGCUUUGGCAUGUAGCGGCCGUGCGCGUCACCGGUAAAUUGAGGCAAAUUAGGUCAACGUGCGAUCUUUUAUCCGAAGAACUGUUUCUCUGUGAAGGUUUUAUUGGGCGGAUUGGUCCCCGAGCUGCACGCAGCACUUACAAGAUGAAGGAGGAAUCUUACGAAAACGUUUACUAAUGCCAGCAUGGAGCUGGGAUUAGUUUCACUGGGAGAUUUUGCCGUUUCAUUGUUGCUCGAGAACGCUCAAUGCCCAAUACUUUCUAACUUCAGGGCCUUUUCUUUGACAAUGCUGUCAGAUAACUCAAGAGAUCUUUAACCUAAAAAUAGUCAUUUAACUUUACAUUAAUAAAUAUCAAAGUCCAGUGAAAUAUUUGACAGCUAGAAGGUCACAGCCGCCUAGAAUUUGGGCGAGUAACAAAAUAUUUUCUGUGAUCAUUUGUGUCAACAAUUCGUUUGACAAUCAAUCACUUAAAGUGACUUUUUUAUGCUGCAAGAAAAUAUAAUAUUAGAUUUCAACAUUUUAUGAAAGAAAGAAAUAUCCACCAGCGGAUCAGCCAGUUAUUCGGGAUCUUAAUCUGCAAUAUUUUGUAAGAGGCCUGAACGGGGAUCCGCAGAACGUUGUUAGAUUAAAAUAUACGAGAGUUACCUUUAUGAUUAUUCAUUUCCAUAAUUCACAAACCAACUGAAAAUAAAACAAAUAUUGAUAUGCAACGUCUUAAGUAUAUGGUACCAAAGGAUUUGUUUGGAGGUAAAAAUGGAGGGAGGAAAAAAUAAAAUGACGAAGGACAAAGAUGCGUAUAUGGUAUUUUACUAUAAUCAAUAACCAAAUUAAUAAUAAUAAUAAUAAUAAUAAUAAUAAUAAGCAAUAUUAUCUCUAUUGCAAUAACUUAUAACAUCUUUCAGCAUGAACCAUCUGGCAGGGAGCAAACAAUAGAAAUUGACCUCGGCUGUAAUUAAUUUACAUUUGUGUUGUUAAAAAUGGUCAUUAAUGUACAAUAUCCAUAAAUAGAUCAAUCUAAAAAAAAAGAAUAAAUAUUACGGGAUAUUUCAUGAUUUACAUAACAAAAAGAGAAAAGAAAAACCCAAACACUUUUGUUUUUGGGUUUUAUUUCGAUAAAGACUAAGUUCAUUCACUGUAUUGAUUCAGUAAAUCGUGGUUCCAAUAAAGUUAACCGAUUGAACUGCCUCCCAAAAUGCGCCUUGUUGAAACGAUCCUUCCGCUCCAGAAAUCUUGUUUUCUUAAACAAUGCUUCCAGUCAACAUCUCUGUCCAAAAAUAAAAGUGCGAAUGAGACGCGGAGAGGAAAAAAAAAAAAACACUGAUGGGAAAAAAAAAUCACAUGAGCAGCUCAACGCCCGAGGCUCAUUGCAUGGGACGUUUAUGAAAGGAGGCUUAAUCAAAGUAAGGCUGUUUCUGGAGACGUGAUUCCCGGGAAACUUCAAAGACGCGGCGGUUCCGGAUUUGAGUUUAGUCUGCUCAGGUCUGAACAUCUUUCUGCUAGUGAAGAUUAUUAUUAUUAUUAUUAUUAUUAUUAUUAUUAUUAUUAUUAUUAUUAUAUUGACCUCAGAGUGAAAUUCAGUGUAAAGCUGUGAUUAUUUUCUUUAUUUUAUGCGCUUCUUGUUCUAAAGUUUUAUUUACCGUUUCAAAAGUUUCAAUUUAAGUUUUAGGUUUACAUACGAUAACUUGAAUCAAUGCGUACCACUGUAUUUACAGCUUUUAGUACAUCCCUGUAGCCAAUGAAAUCGAAAUGGCUUAGCAAUUUUUUUUUAACACAACAAAACCUCCAUCUUAUCUUAUUUGUUCUCUUUGUUUUUUCUUACACCUGUUCCUAAAAUAAACACAGGUUAAUAGAAAUGAUUAAUAAUACUAACUGGAAAAAAAAAAUAUGUAGCUAAGCUUUCUGUGUAACUAGACUAAGCAAAACCUUAGUUCAUUUCGUAGCUAAGGGAUGCCUUUCUGUUUCGACUAAGGAGAUCCAAGACUGAUCCACUCUCUACAUGUAAGGCUUGGAAAGGAGAUGAGUAAUUAUGUUUUAAGAGAAAUGACAAAUUGUGUCUUUAGUAUUUAUUGUUUUUGUAUGAUUGUACAACAAUCAUAGCCAUUUCAGGGCCUCUAAAGACUGUUUUAUUGUAUGUAAACUUGCAAAUAUGUGUCUCUGGGGGUAAAACAUUUCUGAUGAAGCUGUAGUUUUACCUGUUUUAUGUGUGAAAUGGUCAGUGUGACACUAUUAUAAAAAAAGAGAGUUGACUUUUCUAGUCUUAUUGUUUUCAUAAUAAAAAAGUUCAAUUAAAAAUGUGUUAUUUAUCCAAAAAACAAUCAAACAAAAAAAAAACCAACUAAUUUACUCCAAGGAGUCUUCACAUGUUGCAGGGCCUGUCAUAGACAAUGCUUUGUGAAGCCACCUUUCAUUGCAAACAGAGUUGCCAUUCUUUGAGAUAUUUCUACCAGCUUUGCAUGUCUGCUGGACAUUUUGUAAAAUUUUCAAGGUUAAAAACAUUGGAUGGAUGAUGCCUGAACAUCAGAUUUCAAGUCUUGCUAGGAUUCUUUGACUGGGUCAUUCUAACGUGCGAUAUACUUUAAUAUGAAUUCAUUCACAUUAGUCCUGGUUGUAUGUCGAGAGUCACUGACCUGCUGAAUGUGAAUCUUUGCCUUCGUCCUGAAUCUUUUGGAACAAGUUUUCUUCUCAACACCCUGUUUGAGAAGAAAUGCACAUAUAAUUUACCACAAACGCUAAAACUUUCUUUUCUUAGGGUCCUAUGAAGCCAGAACAUUAUCUUCACAUGCUUAGAUAUCAUCUUAAGGCUUUACUUCAGCUACCUUAGGGUGGGAUGGUAAGGUAGGAGGAACAAAACCCAAGAAACUGAGGCAAAACAUUGCAUGUUGGGUCAUCAUCGUUCCAAAUAACUGUUAGACCUUGUCUCCAGGUAUUUCUUGCAAAUUUUUGAUGUUUCUAAAAUCACUGCGAUGUGAACUGUAACCAUAUGCUUUUGUCAGAUGAGAGUCAGAUUGAGAAGUUAGGAAUAAAAACUUCAUGCAGGUUUAACAUGAAACAAAGGAUGAUUUGUGGAAAACCACUUCAUGCCCGCUGGACUAUUUGUGAUCCAGUGGAUCUGUUUCUCUUCCAAAAGCCCCAGAAAGUUUUCUAGACUUCAUGCCGCCAUGGACGCUUUCAAAUACCGGGACAUUUUAACUAAAGAUCUAUAAGUCUUUGCCAGUAAUCUUGGAAUCUUAAAAUGGGUCAUCAUUGGAUUUUUUAGACCUCUCUAACCCAGAGGAGAGCAACAGGAUAGCAAUGUCCUUAUCCAGAGUAACAAUAUGCAACUACUAAACAUUGUUCAACACCGGCGACAAUUAAUCAUCCUUAACUUUAGAUCACAGUUGGUCACAAAACUGCAAAAAUCUUCAUUUUAGAUUAUGUACACAUGAGAGAUUACUGGGUUUUUAAUAAAUCUUUAAACUCACCUUUUAACCACACCUUGACUGCUUUAUGUCAAAUCAGUGACACAAGUACUACAUUAUGAAAACUUGCAUCAGUUUUCUUCUUCAUAUGAACCUAAUAGUGGAUCUGAUGUGGAGAGGCCACUUGACUUUAAUUAUAACUCAUUACACUAAAUUAGGGCACAGUGUCACUGCUUUAUUUACAGGGAACAGCGUUUUCAGAGUCAGGCAGGAUUAUGACUUCCUCUUCCUUCCAUACAGCACAGCUUUGUUCAUAGCACAGACCAAAUCGCUCCAGCAAAAAACUAAUGCAAUCAUAAUUAACUUCCAUACUGUUAACCUAAAGAUUUUAAGAUCAUCAAGAGCGAUGUGUACAGUAUUUGCAGAAUAGUUAUUAUAGUGUAAGCUUUUGAUUACAUUUAUUCAUAAAGUGGAUUUUUGCUGCUCUUAACACCUCUUUAUUUUAUAAAGCACUAAUUGUUUUUAGAAAAAAUAUUAUUUUUAAUAGAAUAUUAAUACUUUAGACCUAUACUGGGCACUAUCUGUGUGAACUUCCACAAUGUUUCUUUAUCUUUUGUACCAUUUCUUAAAUCAUUUUUAGGUUUGCUAAUCCUUUCCAGUGGCUGACAAGCCAACAAGUGGUACAUUUCACAGUUAAUUAUGCGUAUGUUUACUGUCAUUUCGUGUUUAAAGCUUCAACAUGACGCCCUCAUGAUUACUGUUUCUAGGAAAGUGCAAACUGCUUCAGGUUAUGAGCCUUUUAUGCUGAAAAGUCACUGAAUAAUAUCAUUCAACUCUCUUCAAAGAGCCAUUGGCUUUUUGUGAAAAAUGUUCUCACAUUCAAAUGAUGCAUAAAAAUCCCUAGGCAGCGUUAAAAUUUACAAGACAGUCGUUGUUGCAUGCAGGUGGUGGGCAUGAUCAAAGAAGAUAAGAUACAAUACUCUGCUGGAAUUAGACAGUUUGGUAAUGCUCUCUUGGUCAAAAUGUCUACUUUAUGGGGGAAUUCCCACAUUUAUCCAAAGGACUGGUCUCUCAUUACUAAUGAAAUGAAAAUGAAGAUGCCUCUGUGUUUUUCAUUUGGUUUUACAAAGCCAUUCUGUGAAGUUCGAAGGUGUUUGACCAUUAGACGCCCAACCGGUCAUGAAGGAACACAGCAGAUUGUUUGAAGUAGAGCUAAAAUACAAAACACUAUCCAAAGCUUUGAAAAAUCUCAAGAACACCGUUCAAUACAUCAUCUGGAAAUUGAUUAUUGCUCUCUGCUUUGUUUUACACAGGUAAAAGGCAGUUUGUACAAAUACCAACUUAAUUCUAACAUGGCUGUGCAUCCCAGGAUCAACAUUUCUGGUGUAUGUCUUAGUUUAUAGUCUUUCCGUGCCCUCCUUCUUGUUCUUCUAGUUUUGUUGUUGUUGUUAUUGUUAAUAUUAUUAUUAGCAGUAACGUAGUAGUAGUUUUAAUAUUGUUAUAACUGUAAUCCAAGAGCUGUUAUUGUUAUGCAUUUUUCUGUCUUAUUUCAAAUUUCUGUUUAAUUAAAAAAGUUAAAACUC
Messenger RNA from Xiphophorus hellerii (green swordtail), 6850 nucleotides. RefSeq names its product melanocortin 1 receptor (gene mc1r). Bases 916 to 1884 code for a protein of 322 amino acids. Gene Ontology annotation, cellular component: membrane. The transcript has a single exon. Gene Ontology annotation, molecular function: melanocyte-stimulating hormone receptor activity. The record is from RefSeq and is a predicted model, not a curated record. NCBI's taxonomy places the organism in Eukaryota, Metazoa, Chordata, Actinopteri, Cyprinodontiformes, Poeciliidae. Gene Ontology annotation, biological process: G protein-coupled receptor signaling pathway.